This is a messenger RNA of Amoebophrya sp. A120, 349 nucleotides long. The record is from the annotation of a GenBank genome assembly. NCBI's taxonomy places the organism in Eukaryota, Dinophyceae, Syndiniales, Amoebophryaceae.
AUGUCGGGGAGCCGCGAGUCCGUGCUGCAAGAAAUCAAAACGCAGAUCGACUUCACCGGGGACAUCCGAAAGCUGAAGAAGUCCCGCGCCACGGCGAUCGAUAGCGUGCUAAAAAAGCGGGAAAAGACAGGCACCGACCCCGAUCUCCCGGUGACUAAGCAAAUUAGCGACGGGACGCGACUCAUGGCCGGGAAUGGAGAUGGCUCCGCCCCGACGACCUCUUCCUCUAGCAGGAGCAUCCCGACCACGUCUACGAACGGGAUAAAGAACCCCAGCCCCCCGCCUCAAACUUCUCCGGGAAAAAAAAGAAGGAAGACCGCCAUCCCCCCGAUAGCUCCCCCACUAGCGG